GUCGUCUGCUACUACACGAAUUGGUCUCAAUACCGCACCAAGAUCGGGAAGUUCAUGCCCGAAGACAUUCAGCCAGAUCUCUGCACACACAUCAUCUUCGCCUUCGGAUGGAUGAAGAAGGGAAAACUAAGUUCCUUCGAAUCGAACGAUGAGACUAAAGAUGGAAAAACUGGAUUAUAUGACAAAAUCAAUGGUCUUAAAAAAGCUAACCCAAAACUGAAGACUCUUUUGGCUAUCGGUGGUUGGUCAUUCGGAACGCAGAAGUUCAAGGAGAUGGCAGCUACGCGUUACUCGAGGCAGACGUUCAUCUAUUCAGCGAUCCCCUACCUAAGAGACCGCAACUUUGAUGGUCUUGACAUCGACUGGGAGUACCCUAAGGGAGGAGAUGAUAAGAAAAACUACGUUCUGCUACUGAAAGAACUUCGUGAAGCGUUCGAAGCAGAAGCACAAGAAGUGAAGAAACCUCGUCUUCUCCUUACCGCUGCGGUGCCCGUUGGUCCCGACAACAUCAAGAGUGGUUACGAUGUACCAGCUGUCGCUAGCUAUCUGGACUUUAUCAACGUCAUGGCUUACGAUUUCCACGGCAAAUGGGAAAGAGAGACCGGCCAUAACGCUCCCCUAUACGCGCCUUCUACUGACUCUGAGUGGAGAAAACAACUGUCUGUCGACCACGCAGCGCAUUUGUGGGUGAAACUUGGAGCACCUAAAGAAAAACUCAUUAUUGGUAUGCCAACCUACGGACGAACGUUCACUUUGUCCAACGUGAACAAUUUUAAAGUAAAUUCCCCGGCGAGCGGGGGCGGCAAGGCCGGGGAGUAUACAAAGGAGAGCGGCUUCCUCGCGUAUUACGAGGUGUGCGAAAUGUUACGUAACGGUGGAACGUAUGUGUGGGAUGAUGAGAUGAAAGUGCCGUACGCGAUCAGUGGCGACCAGUGGGUCGGUUUCGAUGAUGAGAAGUCCAUCAGGAACAAGAUGAGAUGGAUCAAGGACAAUGGUUUCGGCGGUGCCAUGGUGUGGACUGUUGACAUGGACGACUUCUCCGGCAGCGUUUGUGGGGGGGAUGUGAAGUAUCCUCUUAUUGGAGCGAUGAGGGAAGAACUCCGUGGUAUAUCUCGUGGUAAGAACGCGAAGGACGUAGACUGGGCGGAAGUAGCUGGAACAGUUGUCAUCGAAGUGACAGAGAAACCUCAACCGAUCAAGAUCAGCCUCUCUGACGUUCUCAGCAAGAUCAAGAAACCGACUAAGACGAUUGUUAUCAAAAACAACAAUGCUUUGACCGUGGAUAAGAACAAGCGUGAACCUCAGAUUCUUUGCUACCUCACGUCCUGGUCUUCAAAGCGGCCGAGCGCUGGACGCUUCAUGCCAGACAACGUUGACCCAUCACUCUGCACGCACGUCAUAUACGCCUUCGCCACACUCAAGGACCACAAGCUAGCUGAAGGAAAUGAGAAGGAUGGAGACAUGUACGAAAAAGUCGUCGCUCUGAGAGAGAAGAACCCGAAUUUGAAGAUUCUCUUAGCUAUCGGUGGUUGGGCGUUCGGUUCGACUCCCUUCAAAGAGCUGACGUCAAACGUGUUCCGUAUGAACCAGUUUGUGUACGAAGCGAUAGAAUUCCUGAGGGACUACCAGUUCAACGGUUUAGACAUCGAUUGGGAAUACCCAAGAGGAGCAGAUGACCGUGCCGCUUUUGUGUCUCUCCUCAAAGAACUGCGUCUCGCAUUCGAGGGUGAAGCGAAGACCUCCGGCCAGCCACGUCUCCUGCUCUCCGCAGCUGUACCAGCUUCCUUCGAAGCCAUCGCCGCUGGAUACGACGUGCCUGAAAUAUCUAAAUACUUGGAUUACAUCAAUGUCAUGACAUACGACUUCCACGGUCAAUGGGAGCGUCAGGUCGGACACAACAGUCCUCUGUUCCCGCUCGAGAGCGCCACCAGCUAUCAGAAGAAACUCACUGUGGACUACUCAGCUCGAGAAUGGGUGCGACAAGGUGCUCCUAAAGAAAAGUUGAUGAUUGGUAUGCCAACAUAUGGUCGCUCGUUCACUCUGAUCAACGAAACUCAGUUCGACAUCGGUGCCCCGGCUUCUGGUGGUGGUCAAGCCGGACGUUACACAAACGAAGCUGGUUUCAUGUCCUACUACGAAAUCUGCGACUUCUUGAGAGAAGAUAACACAACACUCGUAUGGGACAAUGAACAGAUGGUGCCCUUCGCGUACAGAGAAAAUCAAUGGGUCGGAUUCGAUGAUGAGAGAUCGCUGAAAACUAAGAUGACCUGGCUCAAAGAAGAAGGUUUUGGAGGUAUCAUGGUCUGGUCGAUAGACAUGGAUGACUUCCGAGGCUCAUGUGGAACCGGAAAAUAUCCGCUCAUCACCGCCAUGAAACAGGAGCUCGGAGAUUACAAGGUGAAACUGGAGUACGAUGGACCUUAUGAGUCUUACAACCCCAAUGGACAAUACACAACUAAGAAUCCUAAUGAAGUAACAUGCGAAGAAGAAGACGGUCAUAUAUCCUACCAUCCAGACAAAGCCGACUGCACAAUGUACUAUAUGUGCGAAGGUGAACGUAAACACCACAUGCCAUGUCCUCAGAACCUGGUCUUCAACCCCAACGAGAACGUAUGCGAUUGGCCAGAAAACGUAGAAGGUUGUGCACACCACACCCAAGCACCUGCUAGAAGAUAAGAACUUCUGGAAUAUUCUAGAAGAUUAGUCUAGUACUAUCCCUCUUCGUUUUUGAAUUAAAUUCUGUAAUUUUAACAGGCUUAGGUUGUGCCAAAUGGAAAUUGUGAAAGAUUGGAUAAUUGUUAAGAGUUUACCCGAAAUUUGUGGAGUAAAAUUAAGUAUAUUGAUGGAAAAGUUUAGUUGACUCAAUUUGUCAUUUUCGUAAUUUUGGUAAUUAAAUUUGUUUUAUGAAAGAAAUUUAAAUUAUUAAAUUGUUUUGAUAACAAUUCCAUUCAUAUUGGCUUUUAUUAUCUAUAGUAUUUUCUUGAUAUACUAAAUCUCGAUUUUCAGGCCAUUUAAAUAAUAAAACCAGUUACGAAUUGAUAAUAAAUCAGAAUUGCGACAAGGAAUGUCGUUAUUUGUCGCAAUCUAAGCCGACCAGUUUUAAAUCAAAUCGUCCAUUAAUUUUAAUAUUUCUAACGCCUAAUCCACCUGUAGUCUAAAUCAACCCACGUCGAAAUAUUUAUUAGUUUGACGAUGGCAAUAUCAAACAGAUCGGAUGAAAGGGUUCGUGUGAUAUAAUGUAAAUUAUAACAUUAUUGGUGAAAAUUAUUUUAUAGAAAUUAUUUUAAGCCGUCAUGAUAAUUGGGCAAAUUUUAUUUAAAAAGGUUCUUUUUCUUCAUAUUUAAAACGAUUAUUUGAUUAGUGCACGUGGUUCACUUUCUCAAGCUAAUAAGUCUUUAUGAACAAGUUUAUUUCUAACAAGAAAUACAAAAAAAAACAGAAUCUCUAGUUUUUUAUUGAAAUUUAUAGGUGCAAAUAGGUUUGCGCAAGUAUAUUAAACAAUAAUUGUAUAAUAAAUCAAUUCAACGAAGAGCUUUAAUUGAUUUUUACAGAGACGUUUUUCAAUUGGUUAGUUGGUUAUUAGUUAUUUGUCUGAUUAUCAUGAUUAGCUAGUGAUAGUUAACUCCCAAAGGUACAUAAUUCGGAGAGACUUAAUAAUUAGAUACGGAAGAAUUUUUAGGUUCUCGUUCUAAUGUAGAAUAGUAGAUUUUCAGAGAAAUUUAUCAUUCUUCUCUAACGUUUUAAACAUUUUAAACAUCUGGUAUAAGAACACGAUAAUUUGUAUUUUCAUUUUUGUUAUCAGUUUAAUCAGUAACAUUAUCAAAUUGUGUACCUUUGUGAUUAUAUUUAUUAGCGCUAAAUUUAGUAUACUCAAGCUUAUCAUCUAUUAAAUCAGCAAAAUCACUGCCUUUAACUGUCUCUAUUUCAUCAUUAGUUACGGAAAUUGUUCGACAGUUACAAAAUAUCAUGACAUCGUCAUAUAGUUGAGGUUUAUAUUUUAUCGUAAGUAGAAAAAUAAUUAUAAGUUUUUGUAAAUAUUGUAUCUAAAUACAAAACAGAUGUAAGAGUAUUAUUAAAAUUCUUUUAUAAAA
Molecule: messenger RNA, 4091 nt
Organism: Melitaea cinxia (Glanville fritillary)
Lineage: Eukaryota; Metazoa; Arthropoda; Insecta; Lepidoptera; Nymphalidae
Gene: Cht7
Product: acidic mammalian chitinase
Exons: 16
Coding region: 55-2676 (873 amino acids)
Biological process (GO): carbohydrate metabolic process; chitin catabolic process
Cellular component (GO): extracellular region
Molecular function (GO): hydrolase activity, hydrolyzing O-glycosyl compounds; chitin binding
Source: RefSeq, a predicted model, not a curated record